UUGCACAGAGAUAACCAGCGAUUAGUAUGCUGGUUUUGUGUCUUGCUCGAGAAAAGUCCAACAGAUAUGGACACACAACCUGCGACCUUGGACAGUUUAAGGCUUGAGUGUCUGAAAAGAAGUACAACCUGAUUCUGCAUUCCAGUCGGCCCAGCGACAGGUUAAUCAUCAUCUGCUGAAAACAUCCCAACUUAACAACGGUGGGGUUACGACAGGAUCCAGCAGGAGGAAAAAGAAAAAGGACGACAACAAGCGAAAAGGAAGAAUAAAAGAAAGAAAGAAAGACAUAGAAUGAUGAAGAGGUUGAGCAAAACCCUGUGGAACUAUCGCAGCAUCUGUCUGAUUGUCCUUACACCGCUGCUGCUGCUUCCUCUUCCUGUUGUCGUCAGUACAAAGCAGGCAGAAUGUGCGUUUGUGCUGCUACUGAUGGCGACAUACUGGGUGACAGAGGUGAUUCCUCUGUCCAUGACUGCCAUGCUCCCCGCCAUCCUUUUCCCUAUGUUUGGCAUCAUGAAUUCCUCUGGCGUGGCAAAAGAGUACUUUAAAGACUUCCAUUUCUUGCUGGUAGGCGUCACCUGUCUUGCCACAUCCAUUGAGAAAUGGGGUCUCCACCGCAGAAUUGCCCUAAGGCUUGUCACCAUGGUGGGGGUUAACCCUGCAUGGUUGAUGUUGGGCUUCAUGUCUGGUUGUGCCUUCCUAUCCAUGUGGGUCCAAAACACCUCAGCUGUUAUGAUGAUGAUGCCCAUCGUAGAGGCUGUUCUGCAGCAAAUCCUGGGGGCCAAGGGUUAUGCCGGUGAAGACAACCCUAACCUACAACUGGAUGAAAUUGACGACCAUAUUGAAAAGAUGAAUAAAAACUUAAGUGACAGGGAGGAUCCAGAUGGUCCUGAAGAAACUUUCAUUUGUGUUCAGAUACAGCCAGUGCCAGAGCCUGCUGCAGCUCUGGCUGCAGAGUGCACGCCUGUGACUCCCAGCAGGACUCAGCAGGACCUCAUGACGUGUAAAGCCAUGUGCAUCGCCAUCGCCUACUCCUCCAACAUCGGCGGCAUUGCCACGCUGCCGGGAACCUCGCCCAACCUCAUUUUCUCCGAGUACCUCAACCAGAUUUACCCAAAAUGCAACUGCAUAAACUUUGGGAAGUGGCUCUUGUUGUGCCUGCCCAUCAGUGUCAUCAUGCUGUUGCUGACAUGGAUGUGGCUGUACUGGCUCUUCAUUGGCUCAGACUUCAAGUUCCUGUGGCGAUGUGGAGGGGAGCGGUCUGAGAAAGAGAAUGCUGCAAGAAAAGUGAUAGAAGACGAUUACAAGUUUCUGGGACCCAUGAGCUCUCAGGAGAUCUUCACUGCAGUGGUUUUUCUGAUGAUGGUCUUGUUGUGGUUGACUAGAUCUCCAGGGUUCAUGUCGGGCUGGGCUUCUCUCUUCCCCCAUCACUCAAGCUACAUCACUGAUGCCACUGUAGCUCUGCUGCUGGGUCUCUCCUUUUUCAUCAUACCUGCCCACGGACCCUCCAGAAAAUAUGAGGCCCUGAUCUCCUGGAAAGAGUUCCAGGCCUUGAUGCCAUGGAAAGUGGCCCUGCUGGUCGGUGGAGGCUUCGCACUCGCUGAAGGCACAAAGGAGUCAGGCCUGUCUUUGUGGGUGGCUGAGCUGCUGACACCUCUGGGUGAUCUGCCAGACUUGGCCACCAUCGUUGUCGCCUGCAUCAUCGUCACCACGGUAACAGAGGUGGCCAGCAACGCCGCCACUAUCACCAUCUUCCUCCCCAUCCUCUCACCUCUGGCUGAAGCCAUCCACGUCAAUCCACUGUACGUCCUGAUACCCACCACCCUGUGCACAUCCUUCUCCUUUUUACUGCCAGUGUCCAACCCGCCUAACGCCGUCGUGUUUGCCUAUGGACACAUCAACAUCAUGGACAUGGUGAAGGCGGGGCUUGGCGUUAACGUGAUUGGCGUGCUUGCCGUGCUGUUGGCUGUGGUGACAUGGGGAGUUCCACUAUUCUCUCUGGAUACGUACCCUGACUGGGCACCGGUCCUUCCCGGUUUUAACUCCACCACACCCUGACGAUGGGUCCCCAGGCAUGGUUCCGAAUGUGAGCCUCCUGAACCUUUAUGGACCUCUAAAGGGAGACAUAGGUUAAUGUGUUUUACUUCCUGAAAGAUGAGAGUGUAUAUAUUCUUCUGUGUUCGUUUCUCUCCACCAACAGCACAUGCAAACAUUUCCUAUUUCAAGACGGAUAGUCCUCUUAAACCAGGUGGUAGAUAAAAUUCAUAUUUUUAUCUGCAAGUCACUAUGAUUUAAAGAUACAUCUGGUGUUAUUUUUAAAUUUUCUUGCUGUCAACAAGAAACCAACAGAGCUAUCAAAUUUUUCUGUGCCAUAACGCACUAACCCUUAACCUAUCGUUGACUUUUUUUGUUUGGUCCAUGUUCCAACUGCUAACAUAGAGGAGCAGGGUUUAUGCCCUAUACUGCAGCCAGCCACGACAGAGCUAUCAUAAUGUUUGGGCUUCACUUUUGGGAGCUGUUAUGUCGUCCAUUUUUACAGUCAUUGCCAUGAACACACACACUGUAUCUUAUUUUGACUAAAUCCCACAUUCACUCUCCUGCUGCUUGAAAAAAAAUGACUUGAGCAACAAUCAAAUGAUGGUAAAUGGACUGUAUUUAUAUAGCGCUUUUCUAGUCAUAUAGACCACUCAAAGCGCUUUACAGGAAAGUCACAUCCACCCAUUCACUCACAUUCAUACAGCGGUGCUAUACGGUAUAUAUAUACGGAUAUACGGUCCUCUCACACACGCACACACACACACACACACACCAGUCCAGUUUAGGUCAGCUCGCUCCAGGCUGCCGCGCGGAUGCCGGUGUAGGUGAAGCGCGUGUUGGCUCCGUUCGGCGGGGUGUGACCAUUCUGCUCGGGGGACGCGGGCGCCGCCCUCGCUCAUACACUGUCGGAAGAGCCGUCAGAGGCAAGUUAGGGUUAAGUGUCUUGCCCAAGGACACAACGGCAUGUGUACUGGCGGAAGCUGGGAUCGGACCAACCUUCGGGUUGGUGGACAAACAACUCUACGUCCUGAACCACAGCCGCCCUCAAUGUCAUGUACCCUGAUGUCAUGUACUGUGAAAGGUGCCCCUUAAAUAGAUUUGGUUUAACAGCUCAUUUUCUGUAUAAUUCUCUCUUCUUAGAUACCACCUGGUAAAGAAAGUGAAACCUCUAGCAGUGAAAGAGAGAGAAAUUCUUUUUCAGGAGUUGGUGGAGACUUAAGCAGAGCUGAAGAGCUGAAGCGAGAGUGAAUAGUAGUCUUACUGUACAUUCCUCAGGUGAACCUAAAUACACAUGAUCAUGUUGCUCUGGUCUGCUGGGUUUGUAAACUCAAUUUGUUGCUAAAACUAAUUUACAAGCUGAUGAAAUGUCAGAUGUGGUGCUUUUAGCUCGUUCUGAUUGCCCCCAAGUGGCCAAAUGAAGUCCUUUUUUUUCUUAUGUAUUUUUAAUGAAUUUAUUAGUGCUGCAAAAUUGGAAAACGUAAAACCUGUUCCUCACUGGGUGUUCCCUGGUUGUAAAUAAAGUUUGAUUGAAAGUGAAUAAAUGCACACAAAUGGCAGCAAUGUGCUAGACCCUCACUAUGACACCGUACAGUAUAAUUAUUAUAAAUCUUAAAGCUGGAUUUUGGCAUAUGGUUUUGGUCCCAAUGGCUAAUCCUCCCCUUCAUGACAACUGUGGGGGAGGAUUUCACAGUUUGAAAUUCUGCAUAAUUAGGGGCGUGGAUACUUGAGUGACAGGUGACGCCGCUGUUUGGAAGCCGCUCGGGGGCAGCUAGCCGCUGGCAGCACUAGCUGUCACCUGAGCUAAUCCCCAGGCAGAACUGAACUCGGACUCAUCAAUUCAGCAUUGACCCCAGGUUCUUCACAUAUGGUUUGUGAAUAACUUAAUGGUCAUAUUUUUCCCAAGUGAAACAUGAGAACAAUGGUGC
Scophthalmus maximus (turbot) is the source of this 3959-nucleotide messenger RNA. RefSeq names its product solute carrier family 13 member 1 (gene slc13a1). Gene Ontology annotation, biological process: monoatomic anion transmembrane transport. Gene Ontology annotation, cellular component: membrane. Lineage: Eukaryota; Metazoa; Chordata; Actinopteri; Pleuronectiformes; Scophthalmidae. The record is from RefSeq and is a predicted model, not a curated record. The transcript is spliced from 15 exons. The coding region runs from base 292 to 2055 and encodes 587 amino acids. Gene Ontology annotation, molecular function: sodium:sulfate symporter activity.